UAGGACCACACUUUGAGAUAAUAAAAACAGCAAAGCUACCUCUAUACGCCGAAUUGUAGAAGGCAACCCUCCACCCACUCCUCUUUCUCUGUCUCCUUCUUUUUCUGAUGCUCAUGGCUAAUAGUAAAUCAAAGUCCAAACAACUCCAUGAAGAAUCAACGGAAACCACUAUCAAGUAUAGAGAGUGCAGGCGUAACCAUGCAGUCUUGAUUGGUGGCUACGCAGCAGACGGGUGUGGAGAGUUCACACCAAAAGGUGAUCAAGGUACUAAAGAAGCUCUUCUUUGUGAGGCCUGUGAUUGCCACAGAAAUUUUCAUCGCAAAGAAUUAAUUAAAAAUGGUACCGCUUUUCCUGGUAGCCAACAUUUUCCUUCUCCAUAUGGACUACGCUGUCCUAUGGGAAAAGAGAGGAAUGUUUCUGGGUUUUAUUAUCCAUUACCUGCAGUAUCUUCACAGCCUUCACCUUCUCCUUAUUGUCACCAUUGCUGGCAGCGGAAUGUGCAGAGUUUGGUCAGUGAUGAAGAGUCGGUGAUAUAUAAUGGAAGCGAGAAUGAGAUGCAGACAAAGACAGGGAAGAGACCUAAAAAGGGAACCCACAUAAAUGCCGAACAAGAAAAGAGCGGCCAUUAUGAUCUCCACCGCUAAAUGUGCUUUUAGUUAGCGUAUAGUCUCUGGACGCUUAUGGGGCUUUGCCAUUCUGUGAAAAUGUCAACGGGCGUUCCCUCUCAGGUAAUUCAAUUGUGCUUAGGUGGUCAUCAUGAACUGUGAAUCCUUCAGUUUGGAGAUGUUUACAAGUCUCAAUUGCUCUUGUUUUUGUAUUUUUUUUUUUUUCAGUUGGGUUUUU
This is a messenger RNA of Manihot esculenta (cassava), 843 nucleotides long. Its product is annotated as zinc-finger homeodomain protein 4. Gene Ontology annotation, molecular function: DNA-binding transcription factor activity; transcription cis-regulatory region binding. The record is from RefSeq and is a predicted model, not a curated record. Gene Ontology annotation, cellular component: nucleus. The coding region runs from base 108 to 644 and encodes 178 amino acids. Lineage: Eukaryota; Viridiplantae; Streptophyta; Magnoliopsida; Malpighiales; Euphorbiaceae. The transcript has a single exon. Gene Ontology annotation, biological process: regulation of DNA-templated transcription; regulation of developmental process.